Molecule: messenger RNA, 483 nt
Organism: Chironomus riparius
Lineage: Eukaryota; Metazoa; Arthropoda; Insecta; Diptera; Chironomidae
Source: the annotation of a GenBank genome assembly
UUGAAUAAUAAAAAGAAUAAUAAUUUUGUGAAAAGUGAUAAUAAAAUAAGAAAAAUGAUUCGAUUUAUCCUUAUUCAAAACCGUGCUGGAAAAACAAGAUUAGCAAAAUGGUAUAUGGCAUUUGAUGAUGAUGAAAAACAGAAGUUGAUAGAGGAAGUUCAUGCAGUUGUUACUGUGAGAGAUGCCAAGCAUACUAACUUUGUUGAGUUCCGAAACUUCAAAAUAGUCUACAGACGCUAUGCUGGAUUAUAUUUCUGCAUAUGUGUUGACGUGAAUGAUAAUAAUUUGUGUUAUCUCGAAGCCAUUCACAAUUUUGUUGAAGUUUUAAACGAAUAUUUCCAUAAUGUAUGCGAACUGGAUCUAGUUUUUAAUUUUUAUAAAGUUUAUACAGUCGUCGAUGAGAUGUUUUUGGCUGGAGAGAUUCGGGAAACUUCGCAGACCAAAGUUCUGAAACAGCUCUUGACGCUCAACUCAUUAGACUAA